This is a messenger RNA of Chiloscyllium plagiosum (whitespotted bambooshark), 4353 nucleotides long. NCBI's taxonomy places the organism in Eukaryota, Metazoa, Chordata, Chondrichthyes, Orectolobiformes, Hemiscylliidae. The record is from RefSeq and is a predicted model, not a curated record.
UGUUUCAGAUUUCCAUUAUCUGCUUUUGUCAGGAAAUAUUAACGGGCGUUCUACCAUCUUGUGUUAGGAAGAUGGGUGUUUCUCUGCCUCAUACUGCGCAGCCGUUCCGCCAUCUUGAGAUAGGCGGGUAUGACUGUCAUUACUGCGCAUGCGUUCUGCUGUCUUGUGGGUUGGCAGUGAGGGUUUUUUUUGUCUCUGGGUCGUUGGAAACUGGAUACAAUGAGUAGGUUUUAGAGAUUGUUCUGCCCGGAAAUUAGGCAUUCGUUCCGGGGACCAGAUCUAGGAUCGCUUGCUCCCUUGUUGGUUCCAUUUCACUCAACGAACUCCUCCUCAAGGCUACCCUGUCCGAGCUGGUUUGACCAAUUGACAUGAACCCCAUGUUCAGGAGUCACCAGCACAAGCUUUUGACUGAGUACAUAACCGAAAUAGGAUUAGAAUAUUUGGGCCAGUGGCUCAGAUGCUUCAACAGAAGGAACUGAGAAGGACCAUUCUGCAUAGAGCAGGCAAGAUGAAUACUGCAGUUUGUACCACAUCGCUGCCCGAAGAACAAUUUCAUGUAGUUGUCUCAGGGGAAAGUGUUAAGUUUCUGAACAGCCUAACCCAAACUGAAAUCUGUCAAGAAGGAAAACCAGAUUCUACAAAUUCAGCUGAUCAGGGUACUGGUGCUGCUACGUUGGAACUGAAACUAUUCAGUAGCACCUCUGAAAAGAGUAUUUUCCAAGAUGUUGCUAUAGGAUAUUCUUCAUUUCAGGAGUCACCUUGUGAGACUAGUAAUAAGUUGCCCAUGUUUCCGGGAGAUUUUGUGCAACAUGAAGAUUUUAAAUGCUCCCGUUGCGAAAAGACCUUCAAAGAGUUAUAUUUAUUCACUGCUCAUCAACGCUUCCACAAGAAUGAGGAUGCAUUGAAAUGUAAGGUGUGUGACAAAGUGUUCAUGCAUAUGUCGAGUCUCCUGAAGCAUCACCGUAUUCACACCGGUGAGAGGCCAUUCAAGUGCGAGGUGUGUGGAAAGGCCUUCUCCGUUUCAUCAAGCCUGUUGCAGCAUCAACGUAUCCAUACAGGUGAGAAGCCCUUUCAGUGUGAUGUCUGUCUGAAGCGCUUUACUGAAUCCUCUUCGCUUAAAACACAUCAACAUAUCCACACGGGUGAGAAGCCAUUCAAAUGCUCUGAGUGUGGGAAGGGUUACAGCAGGUCAUCACAGCUGCUCAUCCAUCAGCUCACGCAUACAGAUGAGAAGCCUUACCAAUGUACUAUUUGUCUGAAAGGUUUCAUCCAGUUCACCCACCUCACCAAUCACCAGCGGGUUCACACUGGUGAGAAGCCAUUCCAGUGCAACCUCUGUCAGAAGCGUUUUGUCUCCUCCUCCUCACUUGCAUCACACCAGUACAUUCACACUGGUAAAAAGCCAUUUAAGUGUGAGAUGUGCGAUAAGACCUUUACGCAAUCAUCAAACCUCCUGAAACACCGACGCAUCCAUACUGGUGAGAAACCAUUCAAAUGUGAGGUAUGUGAGAAAACCUUCACCGUGUCCUCAAGUCUUCUGAAGCACCACCGCAUCCACACUGGUGAAAAACCUUUUAAGUGUGACGUUUGCUCAAAAUGCUUCAUUGAUUCCUCUUCUCUGACACGGCACCAGCGCAUCCACACAGGAGUGAAACCAUUCAAAUGUGAAGUGUGUGGCAAGGUAUUCACAGUGUCAUCAAGCCUCUUGAAACAUCAGCAUAUGCACAAAAGGUAGAAGACCUUCAGCUCUGACACCUGCCAGAAAUACUACAUUAUCUCCUUUUUGGAUGCAGUAGUAUAUCAACACAGGAGGGAAUCUAUACAGCUGUUUCAUAUUUAGGAAAGGUUUAAGCACAUCAUACACAUUAGCAUUCAUUCACAUGUGACUAUCUCCAGUUUUUCACUGCCAUAGAUUGGCAUCACUAUGACAGAAAAGUUACAGGAUCAGUAGGUGAAGUUUCUACUCAUAUACAUUAGUAAUGUCAAUACAAUUUGGACAGGGAAGGGGGCAAUCAGCAGAACCAGUGCAGAAUGUUGGGCAAUUUUUAAAAACUGAAUUAUGCCCAAAUCUGCUUAGGUUUGUGUUUUCUGUACUAUUUUAUGUUAAUUCAGAACUCCAUUAGCUAGAAUCUGGUCCUGUCCGCAAAACCCUCAGUGGAUGUUGCAAGAUCUCACAAAUUGCUUUUGUUCAGGAAAACUCUUAAAGUUGUACUAAUUUUCUUAGAUCACAGCAUUAGUGGGCAUGUUUUAAAUUAAUUCCUUUGUUAGUCAUUUUCAAUGGUUUUAAUUAAAAUAACAUAGAGGUAGAGACUGAUUAAAAAUGCUUAUUUUUGCUGAUUAAAGAUUUUCAGCUGUGUAUUUUAGAAAGAAAACUGCAUCAAAGACUAUUUUUACCAAAAAGGAGAAAAAGAAGCCAAUUUUAAUUCUUGUAUGACUCAUGGGCAUCAUCGACAAGACUGGCAAGUGUUGUCCAUCACUAGUUCUCCUUGAUUGGUUUUCUAGGCCAUUUCAAAGGGCAGUUAAGACUUAACCACAUUACUGGAGGCCUGCAGUGACACAUUGAAGCCAGAUCAGGUAACAAUGUCAGAUUUCUGUCCCUAACAUAUGCAAGAGAUUCGGAUGGUUUUUACAACGGUGUUUACAUUGUCGUCAUUAGACUAACUCUUAAUUCCAGAAUUUAUUGAAUUCAAAUUUUUCCAGCUGCCAUGGUGGGAUCUGAACCUUUGUCCCCAGAACAUUAGCCUAUGUUUCUGGACUGUUAGUCUAGUGACACUACCAGUCCACUAGGUAAUUACUACCUAUCUGCCCUAGUUUCCUGCCAGACUGUGCUUGUUUAUAGAAAAUGUAACACUUUUAUUUUUGAUCAUGCAAUUGAAUUUGGCAGACAUUGAACUAUAAUCACAUCAGUGCAAUUUCCAUAUAGUCCUUCUGCAUUUAUAUCACAGCCUUCAAUCAAUCACUCAUUUCAUAAUUAAUAAAGCUUUGGAAGCUUACAAGAAAUUCAGAAUCACUUAAACAAAGUUAUUUUUGUAUAGCUCCUUUCAUGAUCUUAGGAUCUUUCAAAAUACUUAAGUGCAGUUACUACUAUAAUAUAAGAAACAGGGCAGCCACUUUCCAAGCAAUAAGCAUGAAAUAAAUUACAAGGCUGUCUGUUUUAAGUUUGACUGUAAAUUUGAAACCCAUAGAAUGAAAGAGUGACAAUGUGAAUACGUAGGUAUCGGAGUAUCAGGAAAUAGAGUAAUGGUGUGUGGUUUUGUUUUUAGAAACCCAAAACAAAGCAUGUCAUUACAUGGACCACAGGUUCUCUUGGCGCAUAUUAAAGAUGUAUACUUGCGUGUGCAGGGUACAGUUUGAAAAUUUGCAGAUGACACCAAGCUUGCAAGUAUUGUGAAUGGUGAAGAGAGGACAUAGACUGGUGGAAUGGACAGAAAGUUGGCAAAUGACAUUUCUGGGAGAUGAAUGUGAAAUAACUUUUGAUGGGAAGAAUGAGGAGAGACAACAUAAAAUAAAAGAUAUAACACUAAGAGGUACAAAAGUAAAGGAAUUGGUCGUAGAUGUGGAAAUCCUUAAGUGUCAGUGCAGGUUAAGAAACUAGUUAAUAAUGCAUUUGAGAUCCAGGUUAGUUAGUAAUGGAUGAAUUUCUCUGGCAGCAAGUAGACUUGUGACAAUGGACCUUCUGUGCUAUAACCAUUUAUGUUUCCAGGUGUUAGUUGAGAUAGAAAAAUUACAAUCACUGCUGCUUAACUUGGGAACUUCAUCUCCUUUUGUUAUCAGGCCCGAGUUCUUAUUUAAAGCUAUGAUAUGUGAACACAAGCAUUUCAAAUGGCACAGUUAUGACUGAUCCUUCACAAUUUGUCAAUCAAUGGCACCUCUGUUUAAUUAUGGAAUCUACAAAAGAAAAUUUAGCUAUUCCAUGAUUGAUUCAGAAUGUUUCAGUAAAAAGUGCAUCACUGACUAUCUUGCUGACACCUUAAAAUAACUCCAAUAUAUAGGAAGAGAUGGAAUGUAGAGGAUCAAAUGGCAACACAAGCACUCCGAAGUCUGCUGUGUUACUGAUGCAUGUCUGGUUCCUGCUGCAAUUGCUUGUUAGAAGCAGGAAUUGGAUUUCUAAAUUCUGACUGCAUUAAAACAAGUGUGAAGAACCAUUGCAUAAUUACAGUAGCUUUCUUUUGUUAUGUCCAGUGAAAAUAGUGUUUGUUGCUGAUCAAUUUUUAAAUGUAACAUAAUUAAAGGGACUAAACACAACUAUUAAAAUAAUGCUUUGCUGAUGUGAUUUUUCUUCACCUCAAAUCUAUGUAAUAUUUAGCAUGGAAAAUCAUUGAAAGAGAUGGAAUAAAAUAGCCUGAAACACAA